UUGCUGUGAAAAUGACAGAAUGUGCAGUGAGGAAAAUAGGGUAAUAAGGAAAAAUCACAGGUGGAUGUGCAUAGGUGUAAAAACAAAAUCACCAUAAAUAACUCUGCAGUUCCUUUAUUAUUAUUAUUAACAUUAUGUUCUAUCUUGCUCAUGCAAAAAUGAAACAUGUGGUGGUUUAUUGUCAUAAAGGUGUAAGUUUCAGAGCGAACUGAUCCAAAACUGUGAAAAUGUGAUACCUGAAAUGUUACACUAUGAUCUGAGGGGGAAAAAAAGCAGGAGACAUAAAAAAAGAAAUGUAGUUAAAAAUCUUAAUUAUAAAUGCUUAUAUUUUCUCAUAUAGGUUUUAGAAAAGCUGUUCAACAAUGCAACAAAAGGCAUUGAAGGCCUUGAAUGUUUCUUAUGUUUCAUGUUGUACCCUGAUGUUUUGGCAGCUUAAAAUUACACCCAGAUUAUGUUUCAGUUAGAACACCCAUACACAACAAUGAGUUAUAUAAACCCAAGGCAUUUUAGUGUAUUUGAUAUAUCUAUGGUGAUUGUGCCUUUCAUUGUUUUUGCAUGGUUUAUUUGUGAUGUACUGAUUUUCUUUCGUCGAAGUGGACAAGGCAUCCGCUGAGGGGCAAAAGACCUAUGCAAAUAUCAACAAAUGGGUUUUCCAACAUCGAUUUAGAAAACACAGUUCACCUGUUCUUGGAGGGAGAAAGACAAGAAGGGCUUGAACGGAGUUUGUCUACUGAUCACUGAAGAGGAAAUGUGUGUUUAUUUUUAGCCAGCAACAACAGGGAUGGUUUGAAUGGCUCUUUAAAAGUGUGUUGUGAUUCCAGGCGUCUUGAAUACAAGUCUUACCUUGUCGUCAUGAUAUUUGAUACGAAGCUAACUUCAGUGAGGCUGCUACUCUGGUCGGGAGUGAAUCGGUAGCUCGGUCUCCUCAUCUCACCUGCUUUAUUUAAAACAGCACUUUACACCGUCGAGGAGGGUUUUUAUUCAAACAUAUGUACGUCACAGCAAAGGUGGAUGAAAAUGCAUCAUCAGAUGUUUUAACUAAAGAUAGCAGACGACUGCAGUAUGUGCCAUAAUGCCAAGGGUGAAACUCCAGAUCUCAACAGGAGAUUCCUUUCGUGAAAUCAAAGAACUGAUCCAGCAUCAUCCUUAAAGGGCAAGCCCGGAUAUUUAUCCUCUGUUCGACACCUCAACAUCAUAAUAAGGAGCAAGAUGGACAUUGUGGCUUAGUUACCUCUCUUCACAUCACAUCACAUCACAUCACAAGGUUUUAGGUAACUGUGACUGCAGGGAUCAAGACUAGUCAUGCACAACCCUGCUCAGGAAAGUGUGGCUGGGUACCCAGGUGGAAGUGUGGUGGAUAAGGAUGCCAAUCCGGAGACAAUGCUGGGAAGCGCCUACUCCCCGGUGGACUACAUGAGCAUCACCAGCUUCCCCAGACUGCCAGAGGACGACACGAUGUCUGGAGAGACCACACAGAAGUCUCGAAAGGAUGAUGACAACGUCCUGAGUGAGCAGGAUACAGAUCCAGAUCUGUUUCUGAAGUCAGCUCGUCUCCAGCGUCUCCCGUCCUCAGCUUCUGACUUGGCUAGCCAAGACGUUGCGUCGCUACGGGAGACCACCACAGACCCCUUUACCGAGGACUGCGCCUGCCAGCGAGACGGAAUGACAGUCAUAAUCACAGCCUGCCUCACCUUUGCUACAGGGGUCACUGUAGCUCUCAUAAUGCAGAUUUACUUUGGCGAUCCGCAGGUCUUCAAGCAAGGAGCCGUGGUGACAGAUGUAGCUCAGUGUACGUCUCUUGGGUUUGACGUGUUGGGGAAGCAGGGGUCCAGUGUCGACGCUGCCAUCACUGCUGCCCUCUGUUUGGGAAUUGUCCACCCUCAUACCUCUGGUAUCGGAGGCGGUGGCGUUAUGUUGGUGCAUGACAUUCGCAAGAAUGAGACAAGAGUCAUUGACUUCAGAGAAACAGCACCAUCUUCCCUCCACGAGGACAUGCUGCUUACGAACCUUGAUCUUAAUUCAGGCUUGCUAGUGGGAGUUCCAGGCAUGCUCAGUGGGAUGCACCAGGCACACCAGCUGUACGGCAGGUUACCGUGGAAGGAUGUGAUUUCCAUGGCAGCAAAUGUGGCCAAAAAUGGAUUUAAUGUUACUCAUGAUUUGGCUGAAGCUCUGGCGAAAGUUAAGGGCCAAAACAUGUCGGCUGCAUUUCGGGAAUUGUUCCUCCCCAACGGCCAGGCCCCCCUCCCUGGACUGUUCACCCGACGUGUUGAUUUAGCCAACAUUUUGGAUGCUGUUGCAGUCAAAGGAAUAUCUGAGCUCUACAGCGGAGAACUGGCACAGGAAUUGGUGGCCUCAGUGCAAGCAAGAGGAGGCGUGCUCACAGGGGAUGACUUUCAAAACUACAGCACAGUCCUAGAAAAGCCAGCGGAAAGCACCUAUCUGGGAUACCAUGUAAUGGCUGCUCCAGCCCCUCAUGCAGGUGUUGCCUUGAUCGCGGCACUUAAUAUCCUUGAAGGCUACAACAUUACAAACCAGGUGCCCCGGAGUAGCACCUACCAUUGGAUUGCAGAGGCUUUGAAGAUAGCACUGGCUCUGGCUAGUGGGCUGGGAGACCCUUUAUAUGACGCCGCAGUCUCAGAAACUGUUGCAACAAUGUUAAGUAAAUCACAGGCUUCCCUAUUCCGCCAGAUGAUCAACGACACUCUGGCAUUCCCUGUAAACCAUUACACUUCAGCAUUUACCUUUGAGAAAGGUACGACUGCUGCUCAGGUCAUGGUCAUGGGCCCAGACGACCACAUUGUGUCAGUUGUGAGCUCACUAAACAAACCAUUUGGCAGUGGGAUAGUGACUCCUUCAGGAAUCCUUUUGAACAGCCAGAUUCUGGACUUUUCCUGGCCUAAUAAAACUCGGAACUCAUCGCAUAACCCUCAUAACAGUGUUCAGGCUGGAAAAAGACCCAUGUCCUUCCUGAUGCCCACAGCAGUGAGGCCUGCAGUGGGGGUGUGUGGCAAGUAUGUAGCCGUUGGGUCGUCCAGUGGAGCCAAAGCCCUCAGUGGCAUCACACAGGUCCUGAUGAAUGUUCUGUCUUCACGUAAAAACAUGAAUGACAGUUUAGCGUAUGGAAGACUCCACCCUCAGCUGGAGCCCAACACCCUUCUGGUGGACUCUGAGUUUUUAGAGGACGACGUGAAGCUGCUGCAGGCCAAAGGACACAAAGUUGAGAGGAUGGACGUUCUCUCACUGGUGGAGGGCACACAGAGAACCAAUGACAUCAUCACUGGGGUGAAGGACCCCCGAAGUGCUGAUGCCUCUGCCCUUACUAUGUCUAGCGUGCCGUAGUGCAUCGCUUCUUCAGAUAAUUGCUUUUAUUAUUGAGGAUGGUAAGACUAGCAGCAUGUGGCUACAUAAAAAGCAAAAUUCAACAGCAAAGGGUUGUUUUCUGAAAAAAAAAAAAAACAUCAGCAAAACACACGUGCAGCUUUUCUCUGGGCUGACCUGAUAGGAGCCUUGUGAUUUGCUCAAAUUAAAUGUUAGAACGCAACCCUACUAAUUCUACUGCACCUUCUCACAACCUCAUCUAAUCGGCGCGCAGACACAAUGUGAAAUGGUUUUGAAGUUUAACUCCAUCCCAAGGUUUGUUUCUAAAUUAAUGGUACGUAAGCCAGCUUUUACCUUUUUGCUAAUGUGAAGAGGGAAAAGAAGUCGAAGCAGGAAUGUCUAAUAAGGCUCUUUUCCUAAGAUUCUGUUAGGUGUUUUAAGAGUUUUUGCACUAACAGUGUACAAUAAGGUAAAUUAUUGAAUACUUAAUGUAUGAUUGCCAGGAUUUGCCUUUAGGAGAAUGAUGUGAGGUCUGUUUUAGAUACCUUUCAGCUGCAUUUCACUGUUAUUCCAAAUAGUUCACAACAUCAGAAACAAGCCCUUGUUUCAGUAUAUCUGAACAGGACGGUCCUAAAGGGAACACAUUAACCCCCUGUUCUUUAAAUGAUGUACAAGUGUCUUUAGAUGUUGUUUGGUACAGCUGCUGGCGCUUUAGUUGUUGUAGUUGAUCACUUCUACACCGGGACUGUGUUAAAACAAAUGCGCACAACAGAAAUGUGUUUGGAUCACAAGUUUAUUUCAAUUAGCAAGAUCCUUAAACUGAUUUUAAUAGGUUUUAGAAAUCAGUACUCGUUUUAUGGGUGUAUUUAAAUGUCGUGUUUUAGUAAUUUAACUUGCUGUAAAUAUUUUUAUUUUGAACCUGUGAAUGAAGAUUUUUGAGAAGGGUUUAUAUUUCUUAGAGCAGGAAUAACUGGAAAAUUUAUUGUUUCUGUUUUUUGUAUCAACAUCUGCUUGACUGCAUCUGUUGUUUUAAUGUAGAACAGCAUCAGACGGUGCAUCUUGGAUAAAUGAUGUUAUGUUUGUUUUGCUGCACUAGUAAUUAUAUUAAAUUAUAUUAUAUUGUGUAUUUACAGAUAGAACAAACAGCUUCCUGUAGAUGUUUCUGUCCAAAGUAAAUCAGCUAGCUCCAACUGAUCAAAAGACUUCUUGAUUUUAAAAUCAUUUACACUUGUCUUCUGUACUGUAGAGGGCCGAAGUAAGGCACAUUUGCACAAAACCUAAUGUCUAAUUUUGUUUGUGCUUUUAUGUGAUUAUCAUAAAAGUCUGCAUUGUUCAAAUAAAAAAAUGAAAAUGAUACAUUUAAAUAAUAA
This is a messenger RNA of Austrofundulus limnaeus, 4688 nucleotides long. It is a transcript of the gene ggt7, whose product is annotated as gamma-glutamyltransferase 7. Gene Ontology annotation, molecular function: glutathione gamma-glutamate hydrolase. Gene Ontology annotation, biological process: glutathione catabolic process. The record is from RefSeq and is a predicted model, not a curated record. Gene Ontology annotation, cellular component: plasma membrane. Lineage: Eukaryota; Metazoa; Chordata; Actinopteri; Cyprinodontiformes; Rivulidae.